AUGAGUCUCUUUCAAAGGGGUCUCAGCGCCCAUGUGUCGACGUUCACGACGCGUCCCCGGCCGAUCAACCCCAGCAUUCGAGCGCCGCUACGGCGGGUGCGCCAGCCGCGACGACACAAAUCCUCCGAUGCCCCAACGACGCCUGAGACACCCGCAGAGAGCAAGAUUAGCUGUGAUGGGGUAUCGACGAAUGCGCCUGCAAAGUCCGCCCCGCCAAAUAUCUCGGAUUCUGCCUCAGCCCAGCCUGUGAAUACUACCGCGGCAGUGACAGCCGCCGGCGCAGCGACGGCUCCCAGUGCCGCGAAUGCGGUGGUGCGGUCUAAAGGACUACGCGAGAUCAUAAAAGCCGGUCCUUUGGGAAAGCUGGGCAGGUGGUACUCGCGCGUGCAGGAGCGGAAGCCGUAUGCGACGCAAUUCUACAGCUCCAUUGUCAUAUAUUUGUGUGGAGACUUGAGUGCCCAGCUGAUGUUUCCCUCGGAGGCACCUCCACCGGCUAAGUCUGCGGAGAAAGAUCCCAAGGCAUUGGGGGAUGAGGAUGAAAAGGAGGUCAGUCGUGGGGGUGGAUAUGAUCCAUGGCGGACGGUGCGACACCUGAUUGUGGGCGCUGGAUCGAGUAUCCCGUCAUAUAACUGGUUCAUGUUCCUCCACAACCACUUUAACUACCCAUCCAAAUUCCUCUCUGUCUUGACCAAAGUCGUCGUCCAACAAAUCUGCUUCACCCCCGUCUUCAAUACAUACUUCUUCAGCAUGCAUUCCCUCCUCGCAGGCGCCUCCCUCGAGGAAACAUGGGAGCGCCUAAAGAAGGCUCUCCCCGUCAGCGUGACCAACAGCGUCAAGCUCUGGCCCGCUGUCACUGCAUUCAGCUUCAUGUACGUGCCAGCUCAGUUCCGGAACGUCUUCUCGGGCGUCAUUGCUGUUGGCUGGCAGACGUACUUGAGUUGGUUGAACCAGAAGGCUGCGCGUGAGGUUCUGGCGGAAGAGAACAAUAUUCAGAGUGUGCAAGCGAUGGCUGGGAACUUGGUUCCUGCAACGGCUGCGGCAUAA
This is a messenger RNA of Penicillium subrubescens, 1044 nucleotides long. Its product is annotated as Mpv17/PMP22 family protein. NCBI's taxonomy places the organism in Eukaryota, Fungi, Ascomycota, Eurotiomycetes, Eurotiales, Aspergillaceae. The transcript has 2 exons. Bases 1 to 1044 code for a protein of 347 amino acids. The record is from RefSeq and is a predicted model, not a curated record. Gene Ontology annotation, cellular component: membrane; mitochondrion; cytoplasm.